This is a messenger RNA of Pristis pectinata (smalltooth sawfish), 3817 nucleotides long. RefSeq names its product cAMP-responsive element modulator-like. NCBI's taxonomy places the organism in Eukaryota, Metazoa, Chordata, Chondrichthyes, Rhinopristiformes, Pristidae. The transcript is spliced from 9 exons. Gene Ontology annotation, molecular function: DNA-binding transcription factor activity, RNA polymerase II-specific; RNA polymerase II cis-regulatory region sequence-specific DNA binding; protein binding. Gene Ontology annotation, cellular component: ATF4-CREB1 transcription factor complex; nucleus. Gene Ontology annotation, biological process: regulation of transcription by RNA polymerase II. Bases 412 to 1416 code for a protein of 334 amino acids. The record is from RefSeq and is a predicted model, not a curated record.
CGUACCGACCCUUUGUAUGUGUGUAUUUUUUUUUGCAAAACAAAAUGCACGUUUUAUUUUUGUUUGAUCUUCAUGUUUCCCUAAUCACUUGCAGUCCAAAAAUACACUAACAUGGACAGAUGUGGGGAGAAGAGCUGUUUGGUGUGUUCUCUCUCCAAGUUGCAUAUGAUGGCGAAUCGCUCUUUUCACCCGCGCUUUGAAUUGGCCCCCGUUUGUGCCGUUGUCAGAGUCUGGUUAUUAUAUGAAUAUCUGAAACGGCUGAAUGCAUCUGAAGUUUGAAGAUGAUAGGGUAUCAUUGCUGUGUAUGUAGCUGAUUUUAAAAAAAAUCUAUAGCAAUUCAAAGUGGAAAUACUCUUCCCUAAAUAGUUGGACGUCACUUAUAAACGCUUCAAUUUUGGAAGCACAGGACAAAUGACCAUGGAAUCAGUUGUUGAAUCUCAUCAAGAUGGCUCUGUGACGGAUUCAGUGACAGAUAGUGAAUCUAUCCAAUUACAGGCUCAGAAUUCUCAGACGCAGAUCCCCACUAUUGCACAGGUAUCUGUAGCUGGUAGUCAAGUUGCUUCAGGAUCUCCAGCUGUAACUGUUGUACAGUUACCUUCUGGUCAGACUGUGCAGGUCCAAGGAGUAAUUCAAACUGCACAACCCUCUGUGAUUCAAUCACCACAGAUACAAACUGUUCAGGUAGCUACAAUAGCAGAAACUGAUGAAUCUGGAGAUUCCGCUGAGGUUGUGACUGACUCCCAAAAACGAAGAGAAAUCCUAUCCAGACGACCGUCUUAUAGAAAAAUCCUAAAUGAAUUGUCUUCUGAUGCACCUGGUGUUCCAAAGAUUGAUGAAGAAAAAUCUGAGGAAGAAGGAGCAACAGCUGCUAUCACUACAAUGGCAGUACCAACUUCUAUCUACCAGACGAGUACUGGCCAAUACAUUGCAAUCGCUCAAGGUGGAACUAUUCAGAUUGCAAAUCCAGGAACUGAUGGUGUGCAAGGAUUACAGACGCUUACCAUGACAAAUGCAGGAACACCUCAGCCUGGGGCAACCAUUGUGCAAUAUGCUACACAGUCAAGUGAUGGGACGCAACAGUUCUUUGUUCCAGGUAGCCAAGUCGUCGUUCAAGCUGCAACUGGAGAUAUGCCAACUUACCAAAUCCGGACUCCAACUACCACCCUACCCCAGGGAGUAGUGAUGGCAACUUCACCAGGAACAUUGCAUAGUCCACAACAGCUUGCAGAAGAGGCAACACGUAAACGGGAGCUCAGGCUAAUGAAAAACAGGGAGGCUGCUCGUGAAUGUCGCAAAAAGAAGAAGGAAUAUGUCAAGUGUCUUGAAAAUCGAGUCGCUGUGCUUGAAAAUCAAAACAAGACUCUUAUCGAGGAGCUCAAGGCCCUAAAAGACUUGUACUGCCAUAAAACAGAUUAACAGCUUCAAACUGCCACUUUCAUACUUUUUGAACUCUGACCCAGGCAUGAGAUGUUGCAGUCCAUGGAAUACCAGGUGGAGUUGGGACAGGGACACUUUGAGUAUGAUGUACUCCAAUUUGCUUUGAAUUUUAACCUAGCCUAUGAGUUUGGGAGGGUGGGAAGAAAUCAUGUUGACCUAUAAUGCUGGAAUUGUUCCAGAAGUCCUGAUGUUGCAUAGCAUAUCAAGUAUUUCUCGUUCCUUUUUUGCUUCUGCUGUUUGCAGGGAGGCUGCCAAAGAAUGUCGACGUCGAAAAAAGGAAUAUGUAAAGUGUCUGGAGAGCCGUGUUGCAGUGCUGGAAACCCAAAACAAGCAGCUAAUCGAGGAACUCAAAACUUUGAAAGAACUUUAUUGUGAUAAAUCAGAGUAGUAUUUGUAAUACGAGUCCUGACCAGUUUGAUGUCUACAGCAUCUUUCUUUGAAGAUAAAGCCUCUGCAGCUUCAGACUGCUUUUUAUUUUUUGCUUUGCAAAACUACGUAGAAAACAUCGGAACCUUUAACCUGUAACAUUUCUCAAAAGUUAUUCACAGUAAUAUAUUUUGUUAAGUGUUUGUUGUAUAACUAAAAUUUUGUGGAAAAAAAUGAACAAAAAAAACUUUUGUAAAAACAAUUAGUUAAAUGUGUAUAUACAUAUACUGUACCCUGUUACAAUGUAAUGCAGUACUUGCUAAGUUCUAUUUGUUAAGCAUUUGCAUUUAAGAUUUUUAUGUGUUGCUCAUGCUGUCCUGAAGACACAUGUAAUAUUAUUUUUACACGUGUUUAUUGCUUUUAGUGCCCUAUUAAAUAUGAAAAAAAAUAGAAAAGUAUGCAAGGUAAUUGAAUUAAAUAAUUCAGAAAUUUGACCUAUAUAAAAAGCAUCUACCUUUAAAAGAGGGAAUUUAGAAAGGAAAAUGUAUGUUAUUGAUUAAUUAUAUGUAAAGAGAGUGUUAUAUUCAGUAGCAUUGCAAAACAAAUGGAAUUUAUAGUUAAUUUCUGACUUUCUUUUUAUACAUGUUUUUUUGUGAAAUGUAGCACUGUACUGCUGUCAGUCUAUGCUUAUGUAGUUCAAGAAUCAAAAAUGGAUUUUAAUAGAACCACAUUGGUUAAAAAAACACACCUCUUGUUGUUACUUGAGUAUUUUAAAAAGAGUACAACUUUAGUUGCCUUAAUUAGUCAAUUAUCUUCUGAAGAAAUCAUUUUGGUUCAAAUAGUUACCUAUCAAGAAUGGAAUGAAUGUAUUAGACUUGUUCUCCACUUUUUUUUCCUUCCUCUUCUGGAUGAGUUUACAGCCAAUAAUGUGGAAUUUACUUUGGUUUGUUGUGAAAUGUGUUCUACUAUAAGAUUUUUGUUUUGUAUGUCCUGAAAAGAUUUAAGAUUUUUUUUCAUGUAGCUUUCUUGAUCAGAUAAAAUAUGAAUUCAAAUUAAGUUUCUCCAUGUAGGACUAUUGUGUAAAUUCAUUGUUGUUCAACUUCUUUGUAGUAAUAGAAUUAACUCCUCACUACGGAAAAUUAUUUUUAGGGACCAUGUUUUUUGAAUUCUCAAUUGAUAAUGGAUUAUAUUUACAAAUUGCACCCUUAUUUUUCUUUUCUCCUGUCAAUAGGCAGUUUGCAUUUUCUGUUACCAUAAAAGAUGAAUGAUUGUUUUGUUUUAGAAAUUGCUGUAUCAUUCUUUCCACUACUUCAUUUGGAUACUGUUAUUCUUUAAACUGCUCAAUCAGCACUGCUUCCAUCCAAUUGUUUUUCUUUCAUUUUUAAGAUUCUGGCUGUAUUUUGAAAUUAGCUAUUACCUUUAUUAUAUGCCCCUUGGAACAUCAAGAUUUUCUGGUGUUGAACGUGCAUCAGUCUCUGCUGGUUUCAUCUAUUUAGCACUGAUAGUAAGUUUAGAAAAUAUUACUUUUAGUGCUUUGUUUUACUUUGAGAAUUCUGCUUUUUGGUCAACUCUAUUCUGUUCAGCUCACUCUUCUGUUCCAGAAAAAGAGGGGGAAUAUACAAUUGCUAAACAUUUAGUUGAAUGUCUUAAUUUGCAGAGCUAAAAUUUGCCUCCUUUCUGUUGUUGCUCGUAAGCUUGUCAAUAAGAUAUCAAAUUAUAAAAGUUGUGUAUUUGAAUUUAUCUUAUAUUUAUUAAGGUGUAUUCUUUACUAUAGCAUAUGAAAUACUGUAUUCUACAAGUAAGUUCAGGCAAGGUGCUUGCCUUUUUAUACUUGAAAGUGAAUGUGGUUACAACUUCAUCUUCUGAGUUCCAAAACUGUGUGCAUGGAAGAACACCAAAGUUCCACUUGUAAGGACUCUUUUUAAAAAAAAAUUAGUCCAUCAGUUACAUAAUUCUUUUGACAGAAAAUUGUUGCUUUGACUGUAGUUAGUAAAUUUCUCAAACGAUUUGUCAU